GUCUGAAUCGUUCAUUCAUGAUGUACGCUGGGUUUCUGUGUGUCCUUAUAGGCGCCUUCCUGGGACUAAACCACGGUGAUGUGGUGUCUGACUUCAGCCCGUGUUUAAAGUACUUCUACAAAGGGAAAGUGCCUCAGUUGGGGUCGGACACCCCCGGGGCAGCUCGACUCUGCCAGCGCUUCCAGAACCGGUUUCAUUUUGCCACACUGUACGACACACACCACCGCAUUGCCGUCUACUCUGCGUACGUUUUUGAGCCCAGCAAUGGUGGAGGCAGAGAGAAUCGCUGGUUUGUGGAGCCCCAGUUGGUGAAUCAGAACUGGGCUGGGGAAAUGAGAGAGGGAUACCGGCUGGAACAGAACUAUCCUGGUGUCUACCUGGGUGAGAGACAGGCUCUGAAUGAGGAUUUCACUCACUCAGGGUUUGAUCGUGGUCACCUCAACCCUAAUGGACACCAUGCAGUGCCGAGCCGUAAUGCUACGUUCACCCUCACAAACGUCGUGCCUCAGAACCCAAAACUGAACCAGAACUCUUGGGCCAAACACGAGUCCAUGCUAGCGAAGAUGUUCAGCACUCAGUGUGACAAAGCCUACGUGCUGGUUGGUGCCAUUCCUUCUGCCGACAACUGGAUCAUCAAGAAUAAUGUCAAACGUGUCAAUAUCCCAGAAUACAUAUGGAACGUGUACUGCUGCAUCGACCGCAACGGCUCUCCUGUUCGCAGUGGAGCUGCGUUCGCCCUCAACACUGAGCGGAACGUAGUUGAGCAGUGCACGCUGAGUGAAAUGGUUAGCUUCCUCCAGCAAUACUCCAACACACCAGUAGGGGAGCUGUUCCAAAAUCAAUGCCAGUAACAGCUUAACAUUGCUGCCCACACUACUGAUUCACUUUUAAAGCCUGACACAGAAUAGCAUGCAGAAAUCCAUCAAAAUUGUAGAUCUGUAUAAUGGUUUUGGUAUUUUUGGUAAGCCACAACUAAACCUUAUAUAACCUUGUGGUGGUACCUGGAAUUACACCCUAAUGAAGCAAAUGGUGUUUGACUGAAACUUUUAUAUCAGCGGUGAUGUAGUAAAGUCAACAUAAUCGGUCAUUAAAUUAGGAGCUUAUUUUUUAGUCUUUGGAUAAAUCAAACAUACAGAGAGGAUAUUUUCUGACAUGUUGGGUGAUGUGUGAUGUCACUUCCUGUGGCUUUUUCUUACUCUGAAAUACACAAAGGAUCUUUAUAGGAUCUUUAUUACUGUACACAGGGUUUUUAUUAAACACAUGGAUCAUUUAACUGAAACUAAAAUCAUCUCAACAAACUAAAAUAUUCAUAUUUGUAUUGUUAUGUUGAAAUGAAACAGAAUAUAAUAAAAGCAUCAUCAUCAUCAUCA
Molecule: messenger RNA, 1370 nt
Organism: Tachysurus fulvidraco (yellow catfish)
Lineage: Eukaryota; Metazoa; Chordata; Actinopteri; Siluriformes; Bagridae
Product: endonuclease domain-containing 1 protein-like
Exons: 3
Coding region: 18-851 (277 amino acids)
Molecular function (GO): metal ion binding; nucleic acid binding; hydrolase activity
Source: RefSeq, a predicted model, not a curated record